UAAAGAAAACCAUCCGCAUCCCAAGCUACACGUCGCUUUGUACGACAUGAAACAAAACAACCACCAUGACCUGUGUUUUACACUUUUGCUGAUUCUCUGUGGCAAAGGACUUUCCAUACUACCGGAUGACAGCAGAUUGCUCCUUCAGAUGCACAAUCAAUACCGGGAGUUAGUUGCUCACGGGGAGCUACACACGCAACCUGGUGCGCAAUUUAUGACUGUAUUGACAUGGGAUGAUGAUUUGGCAAGAAAUGCACAAUUCCUUGCGUCUCAGUGCGUCGUCGGUCACGAUAAAGCCCAAGAUCGUCGAACAGCAGAGUUUCCGUUGGUCGGACAAAACUGGGCUGGAGUGGGCAAUUACACGGAAGCAGUUCGCAGAUGGUUUGAUGAGAAUGUGUUUUACAAUUAUUGGACAAACAAAUGCGAGCCAAAGAAAGUGUGUGGUCAUUAUACUCAGAUUGUGUGGGCGAAGACUCGGAAAUUGGGUUGUGGCAUUGAAAGAUGCCCAAAGUCUAAAAUGCCGUUCAAGUACUCAGUCGUCUGUAACUAUGGACCUGCGGGGAAUUUUGUUGGUCAACGCCCAUACGACACUUGGGACUAUUCGGAUGAAGUGGAAGAUUUUGCUUUCCCAUUGAUUACUUAGGACAAACACGGAUGAAUCACAAUGAAUAAAGUUUGUUUACCUGACAUAUUUUAGAAAUAAAGAUAUGUUUCUA
Messenger RNA from Dicrocoelium dendriticum, 716 nucleotides. Lineage: Eukaryota; Metazoa; Platyhelminthes; Trematoda; Plagiorchiida; Dicrocoeliidae. The record is from the annotation of a GenBank genome assembly.